This is a messenger RNA of Aegilops tauschii subsp. strangulata, 2085 nucleotides long. RefSeq names its product probable carboxylesterase 16. NCBI's taxonomy places the organism in Eukaryota, Viridiplantae, Streptophyta, Magnoliopsida, Poales, Poaceae. Gene Ontology annotation, molecular function: hydrolase activity. The record is from RefSeq and is a predicted model, not a curated record.
GGCCACAGGCGCAGGGGGGCGAGAGAGACCGUGGUCACGUUCGGGAAGCGGCCGACGCCUGCCUGCCUGGUAGCAACCAUCCAAAAAUCCUCCAUCGCUUCCCCGUCUUUUCCUUCCUUCCUCGCUAGCUUCUCCCUCACCCACCUCCCUCUCCAUUCUUCCUUCCUCCUGUUUCCCGUACCAUACCACCACACCACACCACGCUGCUGCGCUGCCAUCAUCCAUCCAGAUAGCCACCCUACCAAUCGCGGUUGCUUUCCCUCGCCCCAACCACUCCAACACCGCACGGAGCCGAGCCGAUCCAAUCCAAUCCGGCCCCAUUAACCCCCUCCGCGCCCGAUUCCAAUCGCGCCUCCGCCAGCUCCGACCUCCUCCCGGCCGAACCCGUCGGCGGCGAUCGAGCAGAUCCGGGCGCCGUCCCGUCUACCUCUCCCUGUGAUGCGCGGAUCCGGGCGGUGACCGGCGGCGGGAGCGGGCGAGCCAUGCCGAGCGUCGGCGUGAAGAUCUACAGCGUCUUCUUCAAGCUGCUGCUGCGCCACCGCCUCCAGUCGCUCGCCGCCGCCGCCGCCGCCGGCGCCGACGGCGACGGCGACGCGGCCGCCUUCGGUGUCUCCUGCCGCGCCGACGAGGCCACGGCGCCGGCCAACCCGGCCUUCUCCGCGGCCGACGGGGUCGCCUCCAAGGACCUCCACAUCGACCCCAACUCGGCGCUCUCCCUCCGCAUCUUCCUCCCCACGCCGCCGCCGCACCACCCGCACCUCCUCCACCCGCGCCGCGCCAGCGACCCCGCCGCCGGCCAGGCGGGCGCGCCCUACCGGGGCUACCUCCCGCACGCCGUCUCCUCCCCGCGGGCCGCCGCCUCCGCGCGCCGCAGGCUGCCCAUCGUCGUGCAGUUCCACGGCGGCGGCUUCGUCACCGGGAGCAACUGCUCCGCCUCCAACGACGCCUUCUGCAGGCGGGUCGCCAAGUUCUGCGACGCCAUCGUCGUCGCCGUCGGCUACAGGCUCGCGCCCGAGAGCCGCUACCCCGCCGCCUUUGAUGACGGGGUCAGGGUGCUUAGGUGGAUCGCCAAGCAGGCCAAUCUCGCCAUGAUGAGCAAGGUUGGGGGCGGGGUGGACACGUUCGGUGCUUCCACCGUCGAGCCCUGGAUCGCUGCGCAUGGUGAUCCGGCAAGAUGUGUCCUACUUGGUGUAAGCUGUGGUGCCAACAUUGCUGAUUUUGUCACUAGGAAAGCGGUGGAAGAUGCAAAGCAAUUUGAGCCAGUCAAGGUCGUUGCACAGGUUCUGAUGUAUCCCUUCUUCAUAGGAAGUGUUCCAACACACUCGGAAAUAAGGCUUGCGAACUCAUACUUCUACGACAAAUCCACAUGCUUACUUGCCUGGAGAUUACUUUUAUCAGAGAAAGAGUUCAGCUUGGACCAUCCUGCUGCCAACCCCCUGGCCCCAGGCAGAGGAGGCCCGCCACUGAAAUGCAUGCCUCCAACCUUGACAAUCGUUGCGGAACACGACUGUAUGAGGGACAGAGCAAUUGCUUACUCCGAGGAACUCCGCAAGGUAAAUGUGGACGCGCCAGUCCUCGACUACAAAGAUACAGUCCAUGAGUUCGCAACACUUGAUGUGUUCCUCAAGACGCCACAGGCCCAGGCCUGUGCCGAAGAUAUUGCCAUAUGGAUGAAGAAAUACAUAUCCCUGAGAGGGCACGAGUUCUCGUAUUAGCUGUAGCAAAAGAUCAGCGUUGUGAAAUAGAGUCUUUACGGGAAGCAUCGGUGCAUUCUUUUUCACCUGGUGAUGGGAGGCACUGCAAGUUAAAAGGCGAGGAACCAGUUAGGCGUAAUAUGAGAGUGCUGAGUACCUUUCCCCUUUAUUGAUGAUCCUUGUGGAAGAAUGUAGUGUGCAAAUUGUAGACUGAACUCAAAGACAGAUGCUCUUCCGCCUCAUAGAGCUCAAUUCUUUCAUUCCUUUUGUACCCUUUGUGAAGUAUUGAAUUGCCGGGUCUCGAAAUCACCAUUUUUGAGAAAAGAAUUAUCACCCUAAGCUGUUGGCAUGCCACAACACGUGAAUAAUUUAUACCAUCCAACAUUGUCAA